ACACCGUUGCAUGUGGUGCCCUACAUUAUCUAGGUUGAACCCGCAUCCGCCGUCGAAACUCUCAUGAGCCCUUUAGCUUUUAGUUUUCAACGGCGUAGUCUUAUCUAAUAUGCGUUUCCUAGCAGCCGUGCUGUUUUUACCAACUAUCCUAGGAGAAAAGCUAGUGAUUCGAGAGGUCCAAGAUGCAGUAGCGGCGCAACUAGCACAAUUCAGUGGGUAUACUGGCGACUAUGCUUCAACAACAGUCGACAAGGCUAUUCCCGUGAGCCCUAGAUUCGUGGAGGGCAAGGUUGAAGGACGACAGACAGCUAGCACCUACUGGUAUGAGACAAUAUCGCAUCAAGGCAUAUCGGCCUUUAACACCAACAUUUCGACUUACAAGGUCUAUCGCAAUGUGAAAGACUACGGCGCGAAAGGGGAUGGAAAAACCGACGAUACGGCUGCUAUCAAUAAAGCAAUUAGUGACGGCAACAGAUGCGCUCCAGGAUCUUGUUCCUCGUCAAGUACAACAAAUGCUGUCGUCUACUUCCCGGCCGGAACUUAUAUAGUUUCUUCUUCUAUUAUCGUCUACUACGCAACCAAUCUUAUUGGAAACCCGAACAGUCUACCCAUCCUCAAGGCAACAUCCGGUUUCUCAGGAUUCGGUAUCAUAGAUGGCGCGCAGUAUCAAGCAGGGGGCGCCUUACCUUAUGGCUCCACCAACAUCUUCUGGCGCCAAGUUAGAAACUUUGUCAUUGAUCUGACUUCCAUUCCGGCGGCAACUUCAGCGACGGGGAUUCAUUGGCCCACAGCUCAGGCGACGAGUUUGCAAAAUAUUUUGUUUAAGAUGUCUUCCAAUUCAGGUACUCAGCAUCAAGGAGUAUUCAUUGAGUCGGGGUCCGGUGGUAUCUUGAACGAUCUCGUUUUUGACGGUGGCCUCUACGGAGCUGUGUUCGGGAAUCAGCAGUUCACCGUUCGAAAUCUCACUUUCAGCAAUGCGGUUACCGCUAUAAAUCAGAUCUGGGACUGGGGUUGGACUUAUAAGAGCAUUUCCUUACAGAAUUCAUCGUCUGAUUAUAAACGCGAUCCAGUCUACAACUGCACGGUCGGCCUUGACAUGGCCACUCGUGAUUCCAGUGGCGAAACAGUUGGGUCAGUGACUUUUUUUGACAGCUCAUUCACAAAUACAAAAAUCGCGUUCAAUAUCUCACGGUCCUCAACGUCUACGCCAGCGACAGGGGGUAGUCUAGCGAUUGAAAAUGUUGCUCUUAAGAAUGUGUCAACCGCAAUCCAGUAUGGACCCACUAAAAGCACUCUAUUAUCCGGAACGACAGGAUCGACAACGAUCGCAAGCUGGGUAACAGGAAAUGUGUAUAACCCCAGCGGACCCAAGACUAUCGCCGGCGCGAUUACGCCGCCCACACGCCCAGCUGUUCUUGUGAGCAGCGGCAAGUACUACGAGCGUUCGAAGCCGUCCUAUGCCAAUCUCGCCUCUUCGUCAUUCUCAUCUGUGAGAACUGGCGGUGCUAAAGGCGAUGGUACGACUGAUGAUACUGCUGCUCUACAGAAAGUCAUAACUGCGGCAGCCAGCACCGGUCGCAUCGUCUAUUUCGAUGCUGGCACGUAUAAGGUGACUAAGACCCUACUUAUCCCGGCCGGUAGCAAGAUCGUCGGUGAAGGGUACCCCGUUAUCAUGUCUAGCGGGUCGUUUUUCAACAACAUAAAUGCGCCACAAGUAGUCGUGCAGAUCGGCAAUUCCGGUGACUCGGGGACGGUCGAAUGGAGUGAUAUGAUCGUUUCGACGCAGGGCGCUCAGGCUGGUGCGAUUCUUAUCAGGUGGAACCUUGCGUCGCCGGCUAGUUCACCGAGCGGAAUGUGGGAUGUCCACACGCGGAUAGGUGGAACCAAAGGGUCCAAUCUGUCGCUAGCCAACUGCCCAUCUACGCCGUCAUCUACGACCGUUAACAGCAAUUGCAUCGCAGGAUACAUUUCCAUGCACGUAGCAAAAUCCGCCGCGCGUUUAUAUCUAGAGAACGUAUGGUUGUGGGUUGCGGACCACGAUGUCGACGAUGCAUCCCUGACACAGAUCAAGGUAUAUGCCGGUCGUGGCCUACUAGUCGAGUCGACUGUCGGGACGCUCUGGCUCGUCGGGACCAGCGUCGAACAUCAUGUCCGGUACCAGUACCAAUUCAGCAAGACGCAAAAUAUCUUCGCCGGUCAAAUCCAAACGGAGACACCAUACCAUCAACCCAACCCAGGAGCGCGGCAGCCGUUCCCCUUGAAUACGACUAUUGAUGACCCGAACUUCGACAUAUUGUGCCCCCAGAGCUCGGCUCCGAGUACUUGCGCCGAGGCGUGGGGUCUCAGGGUUAGCGGAAGCAAGAGCGUGCUUGUUUACGGCGCAGGAUUGUACUCUUUCUUCAACAACUUCAGCACAUCCUGUUCCGACAAAAGCGCGAGCUCGCUUUGCCAGACGGGUAUCGCGCAGUACGACGCCGCCAACACGACAGGAUUCUGGAUCUACGGGCUCAAUACCGUGGGCGCCUACGGUAUGGUUUACAGGGACACUACGAAGCUAGCGGAUUACUCGCAGAACGUCAAUGUAUUCCCGAGUUCGGUUAUUGCGUUUAGUAGUAGCUAA
Messenger RNA from Annulohypoxylon maeteangense, 2620 nucleotides. RefSeq names its product glycoside hydrolase family 55 protein. Gene Ontology annotation, molecular function: polygalacturonase activity. Bases 110 to 2620 code for a protein of 836 amino acids. The record is from RefSeq and is a predicted model, not a curated record. The transcript has 5 exons. Lineage: Eukaryota; Fungi; Ascomycota; Sordariomycetes; Xylariales; Hypoxylaceae.